This is a messenger RNA of Fibroporia radiculosa, 981 nucleotides long. RefSeq lists its product as uncharacterized. The coding region runs from base 1 to 981 and encodes 326 amino acids. The record is from RefSeq and is a predicted model, not a curated record. The transcript has 10 exons. Lineage: Eukaryota; Fungi; Basidiomycota; Agaricomycetes; Polyporales; Fibroporiaceae.
AUGCUCAGUGCAGAGGCACAAAUCACCCAGCUUGCGCAGAUUGAUCCCUAUCUCGUCCCGAUAAUCCGAUACAUCCUGUCAGUAAAUAACAGAUUCGCUGUCGCAGCAACGUGCUUUCUGGUGUACGACACGCUUGUUCAUAUCCCGGACGAGAUAGAGUUCAUCUGGAUCGGCCAGCAGACAUGGACGAAGUGGGCGUAUGGCUUCAUUAGACACAUUCCAUACAUCGCGCAAGGGACGAUCCUGUUUCUCGUCACGGAAUCUGCUAGUGGCUAUGUCUGGCGUCCCGACCAAUGUCGCAGUUGGAUCGUCUACCAGCUGACUGUGAACGAAGCGCUAACGAUCAUCGUCGAGGCAGUGCUCAUCGUCCGAGUAUACGCUAUGUUCAGACGCAACGUCAUCCUACGGGCACUUGUUUUAAUUCUCUUCGUUGCUGAAAUAACGGCGAUGAUAACUGUACUCGCACUCAGUAUACCCAAUAUGGAAUUCACUACAAGAUGUAUCAUCGUUCAUGCUCCCUCGCUCUUCCCGUCUUAUUGGAUUUUCUCAUUGGUCUUCGAGACCAUCUUAUUCGGUCUCACUUUGUACAAGUUCUUCACUAGCAUGUCAACACAUCACCACAGCGGAUCCAUAUUGUAUGUUUUAGCACGCGACGGGACCUGGGCUUAUGCAGUUAUUUUCAUGAUCAUGCUAACGAACACCCUGAUGUAUCACCUCAUCGACAAUCCUUUGGCUGGCCUGUGCUUCUUCUGGGAGCUGUCAGUCAUCUCCUCCGCGGGUGCACAUGUUCUCCUCAACUUGCGGCGACUUGCUGUUCAAGACCGCCAAACCAAACGUUCCUACUGGGCUACGGGCAAUUCAGAAACAAUCGAGUUCUCAUCGCAAAUGACAGGCGGCUUCGAUCUACACGCUGUGACUGAGGAUCCUGGUGAGAGGUUGGAUGUCGAGCUAGAUGAAAUGCGUAUUCAAGACGUUGCAUAA